ACAGUUACCAACCUCCAAACUUCUUCUUUUUCACUCUUUAUAUAAUCCUCUGAGUUCAUAAACGGCUACACACUCAUCCCACUAAGUUAAUCAUGGAGAAAGCAAGCACUAAAUCUGCUUUGAAGUUUGUGAAGAACACUUCUCAGUCUGCAGCUCAAUGGAGCAGUACUAAUUCUAGAGGAAUGGCUUCAAGAAGGUCACCACCCAAAGAAAGUAACAUGGCUUCAAGAAGGUCUCCACCCAAAGAAAGCACAUUGGCUCCACCAAAGUCUCCACCAAGGUCUCCACCCAAAGAAAAUACUAAGCCACAGGAAUUCAAACUCCACACUCAAGAAAGAGCUGUCAAGCGUGCAAUGUUCAAUUAUGCUGUGACAACAAAAUUCUAUAUCAUGGAGCUGCAAAAGAAACAAGAGGAGAGGCUGCAAAAGUUGAUUGAAGAGGAAGAGGUUCGUUUGCUAAGGAAGGAAAUGGUUCCAAGAGCUCAAUUGAUGCCUUAUUUUGAUAAACCAUUCUUCCCACAAAGAUCAAGCAGCAGGAGUGUUCCAAGAGAAUCGUGCCUCCACAUGAUGAGCAGCAAGUGCUGGAGCUGCAGCGUUGGCAAUGAAAUUUACAGCUUGCACCACUAUGGUCACCAAGCUCUCAAACCCAUCAAGUAGAAGCUUUGUGGGAAAGAGCAUGUAAAAUGUAUUCAUCUUUGAAUGUCAUGCAUGUUGUACACUAUCCGUAGGAAACUUAGAGUUUUGUACCAUACCAUGCCCCCACAACCUAGCUCCUUCAUUAGGCUUCUGGAGAUGUUUUGAUGAUGUUUUCUUUCUCAUAAAAUAAAGAUCAAUCAUGUACUUUUGUUGUUGUGUCUUGAUCUUGAUUGGUAUUUCCAUAUACCAAUGUCAAUGUACCAAUAUUUUCACAUUCCAAUGCCUUGUACUUUUUGGAAAUCAAUAGAAUACAAUUAUCAUUUUGCAUCUGAA
This is a messenger RNA of Vigna angularis (adzuki bean), 968 nucleotides long. RefSeq names its product microtubule-destabilizing protein 60. The record is from RefSeq and is a predicted model, not a curated record. Gene Ontology annotation, cellular component: nuclear microtubule; mitotic spindle. Lineage: Eukaryota; Viridiplantae; Streptophyta; Magnoliopsida; Fabales; Fabaceae. Bases 93 to 656 code for a protein of 187 amino acids. Gene Ontology annotation, molecular function: microtubule binding; protein kinase activator activity. The transcript is spliced from 8 exons. Gene Ontology annotation, biological process: regulation of mitotic spindle organization; mitotic spindle assembly; activation of protein kinase activity.